ACAGGAAAAGGAAACAAAAUCAAUGCAAUGUGAGGAGCGAGCGCUGACUUUGAUUUAAAGCUGGUCAGGGUAUUCCUCAACUGACUGUCAGUUCCAUCCCUCUUUAAUCUUUGUUGAUGCGGAGGGUAAACUGGGUUUUGAAGCAGUUGUAGAGAAUGCCAAAGCAGUGAAUGGAAGAGAGAUGUACAGAAGGAAAUCAAGUUAAGGGGAAGGAAAACCUGGUUAUAUCCUCUGAUAUUUACCCUUUUCUCCUGCACAGAGAAUGGAAGACCAAAGAGAAAGGCAGCAGAAGAUUUGAACGAGGGAAGUGUACGUGAGUGUUGAGAGAGGGAGAGUGUAUGAGCAUUGGAGAGAGAGAGAGAGAGAGAGUGAAAGAGAGCUGCGCUGCAGUAGCAUCCCACAGCAGACGGUGAGGACUGCUGGUGUGUGUGUGACUGCACUGCUGAAGAGGAGGCGGAGGCAGAGGGUGAGCACGCUCGCAGACUCUGCAGGGCCAUACAGGAACGCACAGCAGCAGCAGCAGCGAGCAGCAGCAAGCAGCGGUAGUGUUGGCCGGCACCAGGUAUACUACAGGAGGAUCUGGACACGCCAACACCGCCUAGACCCCCAGAACCACCGCCAUGGCACAAGCGGCCAAACAUCUCCGAAAGAACAAGGAUUUAGAAGCCCAGUUAGAGCAGGAGCGCAAAGAGAAGGAGGAGGAGAGAUCCAAAAAGAGGAGUCGCUCGCGGGAUAAAAAGCGCAAGGCCCACGCCGUGCAUCGCUGGCUAAUCGAUCAGGACAGUAGUGUGAGCUCUGAGAUGCCGGAUGGCCAAGGAGUAUGGCACUUUGAUGAUGAAGCAGAUGCUGGCAACAGUUUUCUCCGAGCGGCCCGGUCUGGCAACCUGGACAAGGCCCUGGACCAUAUCAAAAAUGGCAUCGAUAUCAAUACAGCCAAUCAGAACGGGCUGAACGGGCUGCACCUGGCCUCCAAAGAAGGCCACGUUAAAAUGGUGCUGGAGCUACUCCACAACGGCAUCGUACUGGAGACCACCACGAAGAAAGGGAACACGGCCCUGCACAUUGCAGCCCUGGCGGGGCAGGAGCAGGUGGUCACAGAGCUGGUUAACUACGGGGCCAAUGUAAACGCUCAGUCUCAGAAGGGUUUCACUCCACUCUACAUGGCUGCACAAGAAAACCAUCUAGAGGUUGUGAAGUUUCUUCUGGAGAACGGAGCCAAUCAAAGCAUUCCAACUGAGGACGGAUUCACUCCUCUCGCGGUGGCUCUUCAGCAGGGACACGAGAACGUCGUAGCCCUGCUCAUCAACUACGGCACCAAAGGGAAGGUCCGCCUCCCCGCGCUGCACAUCGCUGCACGCAACGACGACACACGCACAGCCGCGGUGCUUCUGCAGAAUGACCCCAAUCCUGACGUACUCAGCAAGACUGGAUUCACACCCCUCCAUAUUGCUGCACACUAUGAAAACUUGAACGUAGCUCAGCUGCUGCUCAAUAGAGGAGCCAAUGUCAACUUCACCCCAAAGAACGGUAUCACUCCUCUGCACAUUGCGGCCAGACGGGGUAAUGUGAUCAUGGUCCGACUUCUGCUGGACAGAGGGGCUCAGAUAGACGCCAAGACCAAGGACGAGCUGACUCCUCUGCACUGUGCAGCCAGAAACGGCCAUGUCAGGAUUAUAGAGAUCCUGCUGGACCACGGAGCCCCCAUCCAGGCCAAAACCAAGAAUGGCCUGUCUCCAAUCCACAUGUCAGCACAGGGCGACCACAUGGACUGCGUCAAGCAGCUUCUGCAGUACAACGCCGAGAUUGAUGAUAUCACAAUGGACCAUCUUACCCCUCUGCAUGUGGCAGCGCACUGCGGCCACCACCGCAUGGCCAAAGUUCUGCUGGACAAAGGGGGCAAACCCAACUCUCGGGCACUGAAUGGUUUUACUCCUCUGCACAUCGCUUGUAAAAAGAACCACAUGCGUGUGAUGGAUCUGCUGCUUAAACACUCUGCAUCUAUAGAGGCUGUGACUGAGUCGGGCCUGACUCCCUUACAUGUGGCAUCAUUCAUGGGGCAUCUCAACAUUGUGAAGAUCCUGCUGCAGAAAGGAGCUUCUCCCAGCGCCUCCAAUGUGAAAGUGGAGACUCCUCUUCAUAUGGCGUCUCGGGCAGGACACCUUGAAGUUGCAGAGUUCUUACUGCAGAACGCGUCACCUGUAGACGCGAAGGCAAAGGAUGAUCAAACCCCUCUGCAUUGUGCUGCUCGUAUGGGCCACAAGGAGCUGGUGAAGCUGCUGCUGGAGCAGAAAGCCAACCCUAACUCCACCACCACAGCAGGCCACUCGCCCCUACACAUCGCCGCCCGGGAAGGUCAUGUUCAAACUGUACGCAUCCUCCUGGACAUGGAGGCCCAGCAGACCAAGAUGACCAAGAAAGGCUUUACUCCGCUCCACGUGGCCUCAAAGUACGGCAAAGUGGACGUAGCAGAGCUGUUGUUGGAGAGAGGAGCUAACCCUAAUGCUUCUGGGAAGAAUGGUUUGACUCCGCUGCAUGUUGCCGUGCAUCACAACAACCUGGACGUUGUUAACUUGCUUGUUAGCAAAGGAGGGUCCCCACAUAGUGCAGCCAGGAAUGGCUACACUGCCCUCCACAUAGCAUCCAAGCAGAACCAGGUGGAGGUGGCUAACAGCCUGCUGCAGUAUGGAGCUUCAGCCAAUGCUGAGUCACUGCAGGGGGUCACCCCUCUCCACCUGGCCUCACAGGAAGGAAGGCCAGACAUGGUCUCCCUCCUCAUCGCCAAACAGGCCAACGUCAACCUUGGAAACAAGAGCGGAUUAACCCCACUGCAUCUGGUCGCUCAGGAGGGUCAUGUUGGCAUUGCAGAUAUCUUGGUGAAGCAAGGGGCUUCAGUAUACGCAGCCACGAGGAUGGGUUACACCCCCCUCCAUGUAGCGUGUCACUAUGGCAACAUUAAGAUGGUGAAGUUCCUCCUGCAGCAACAGGCCAACGUCAACAGCAAAACAAGGCUCGGCUACACUCCUCUGCACCAGGCGGCCCAGCAGGGACACACUGACAUCGUGACACUGCUGCUGAAGCACGGCGCUCAGCCCAACGAGACGACAACUAAUGGUACUUCAGCCCUGGCCAUCGCUAAGAGGUUGGGCUACAUCUCUGUGAUCGACGUCCUAAAGCUCGUCACUGAGGAGACGGUGUCCAUGACGACCACAGAGAAACAUCGCAUGAGUUUUCCAGAAACAGUGGAUGAGAUCUUGGACGUGUCUGAGGAUGAAGGGAUUGCACAGCUAACAUUAGGAGAGGAGCUCUUGGGGACCGAAGGGGCCAGGUACAUGAAGAUGGAUGACAUGAAAGACCAUGAUGACGAUUUCCUCUCCCCCAAGAAAUCACUGGAGUACGAGAGAGGGCUGGGCACAGCGAAUUACUCUCCAGCCAUUCCAAGGAUCCCCCGAGUUUCUCCUGAGACCGUCAUCCUGAAGGAACACGAGAUGGAUCAGCAACACACUCCUCUUCCACUGCCCAAAGAGUAUGACGAUGACUCGCUGAUUCCCAGCAGCCCAGCGACUGAGACCUCAGACAACGUCAGCCCAGUCGCCAGUCCCAUCCACACGGGGUUCCUGGUCAGUUUCAUGGUAGAUGCUCGUGGCGGCUCAAUGCGAGGCAGCAGGCAUAACGGUCUGCGUGUCAUCAUACCUCCACGGACCUGUGCGGCGCCCACCCGCAUCACCUGCCGCCUGGUGAAGCCGCAGAAGCUGACCAGCCCCCCUCCGCUAGUGGAGGGAGAGGGGCUGGCCAGCAGGAUCAUCUCCCUUGGUCCAGCAGGAAUGCAGUUUUUGGGGCCGGUUAUCGUGGAGAUCCCUCACUUUGCCGCUCUCGGUCGAGGUGACCGGGAGCUUGUGGUGCUGAGGAGCGAGAACGGCUCAGUCUGGAAAGAACAUCGCAAUCGCUACGGCGACGAGGUGCUAGAAACAAUCCUCAACGGGAUGGAUGAGGAGUUGGAAAGUCAAGAGGAGCUCGGGAAGAAGAGAAUCCGUCGCAUCAUCUCCACCGACUUCCCCCUUUACUUUGCCGUCGUGUCACGAGUCCAGCAGGAGAGCGACCUGAUUGGACCAGAGGGCGGCUCGCUGACAAGUAAACUGGUGCCGUUGGUCCAGGCCACGUUUCCCGAGACGGCAGUCACCAAACGAGUCCGCCUGGGGCUGCAGGCUCAGCCAGUUCCAGAUGAGCUGGUUGCUAAGCUGCUGGGUAACCAGGCUAACUUUAGCCCCGUGGUCACCGUGGAGCCUCGACGGCGCAAGUUCCACCGGCCCAUCGGGCUGCGUAUACCUCUGCCCCCGUCCUGGAAGGAGAGUCCCCGAGACUCUGGAGAGGGCGACACCACCAGUCUGCGCCUGCUCUGCUCUGUCAUAGGAGGCACUGCUCCGGCCCAGUGGGAAGACAUCACCGGCACCACCAAGCUCGCCUACGCUAACGACUGUGCCAGCUUCACAACCAAUGUCUCGGCACGGUUCUGGCUCGCAGACUGUCCUCGGACAGCCGAGGCCGUCUCCUUUGCCAACCUGCUCUACAGGGAGCUGUCGGCCGUUCCCUACAUGGCCAAGUUUGUGGUGUUUGCGAAGAUGAAUGAGGUGCGCGAGGGCCGCCUGCGCUGCUACUGCAUGACCGACGAUAAGAUGGAUAAGACCCUGGAACAACAUGAGAACUUCACCGAGGUGGCUCGCAGCAGAGACAUAGAGGUGAUGGAGGGAAUGCCGCUUCACCUGGAGUGUUCAGGGAAUCUAGUGCCGGUCAGAAAGGCUACCCAGCAGCCUCGCUGCUUCAGCUUCCAGGCCUUCAGAGAUAACCGACUCCCUGUCUCUGUUAAGGUAAGAGACAGCAGUAAAGAGCACACCGGAUUUCUGUCUUUCCUGCGCAAGUCCACAAAGUACGAGGACAGCCAACAUGUGCUCUGCAACCUCAACAUCACCAUGCCUCCAUGUAUCAAGGUCAUCGGGAGUGAAGACCGGAGAAGAACUCUGACUCCGCUGGCUUUAAGAGAAAGAUACAGCGCCCUAAAUGAACCUGCCAUGGCCUCGAUGAGUGCCAUGGAGAGGACGGAGCUGAAGAUGGCUGUGAUUGCAGAGCAGUUGGGACUGAGCUGGGCCGAGUUAGCCCGAGAGCUGCAGCUCAGCGUGGACGACAUCAAUAAGAUCCGAGUGGAGAAUCCCAACUCGCUGCUGGAGCAGAGCUCAGCGCUGCUCAACCUGUGGGCCACCCGCGAGGGCAAGAGGGCCAAGAUGGAGAGCUUGUACGCAGCUCUGAAGAGCAUCGACCGUAUGGACAUCGUCAACAUGUUGGAGGGCCAGCCGCCUCAGCCCGCGAGACAAGGGUCCCGCGACCUCAGCAGACGCCGACACAACGAGAGAGAACACCUCUCCCCUGGUAUGACCAAUGGUUAUGGGCUCGCGCAGGAUGAGCUUCUCUCACCGGCCUCCAUGCAGUACAGCCUGCCCUCCCCGCUCGGCGCUGAGCCUUACUGGCAGGAAGUCUCCAGCCUGGACUGUGCGCCCAUCGCCACCACAGAGGAAGACACCCUCAUGGAGAUGUCUGACGUGCAGGUGUGGCCCUCUGGCAACAGCCCCUCCCUGGUGCCCGUGGAGGACUCCUCUCUGGAGUGCAGCAACGCCGACGACUCAGAAGGUCUGCUGGGGCUGCCGUAUGGAAGUCUGGGACGACCGGCGAGUCAGGCCAGCGCGGCGAGCCCGGGGGGAGGGGUGCUGAGCGGCUCCAUUGAGCUUCCUGAAGACGAUUCAGAGAUGGGCGUUGACUCGCUCAGCACUGCCACGCCGGCCUCGCUCGGGGGUACCAUCGCUGGGAUGAAUCUUAACGGGCUGAACAAUGGUCAGGGGUCAGAGGCGAGUUCGGAGGUCUCGGCGUUCACCAGCGCGACUGGUGGAGACGGAGCUGGAGGAGGAGGAAGAGGAGGAGGAAUGACGGGCUCAGUGGAAGGGCUUUCUCUUGUUGCAGGACAGCAAAGGGUGUAUGCUCGGCUGAGUGAGUCACCUGGUCUGAGCUGUGUCGCAGAUCGAAACGGAGACAGGUCAGGUAACGGUGGGAAUGGAGGUGGUGGAGGCUCUUUCCUUUCUUACCUGCAGGAACAGACAGGUCCGGGCUGGAUCCCUGUCACCGACCCCACUCAGGCCUGGGUGGGCAAUCAGCCCAAAGCCAGGCAGGCCAUGGACACAAUGAUGUCAUCAGUGUGUAACGCUGUGGACGGAGACCAGUCCCACAUGUCCCAGGAGGCCUUGCUUCAGCCUGUGAGGGACAUGGGGCACUCUGAGAUCUUACGGGGGCACUUCAGAGGUACCCAGCCGUUUGAGAAGGGUUUGGGGUUCCCCCACCGGGUGCCAGAGCUGAGGGCCUGGGACGAAGUGCGCCUGAAGGGACAGGGCGAUGAGGUUGAAGAUCUUCCUGGGGAGCAAGUAAGCGAGGAACAAUUCACGGACGAGCACGGAAACAUCGUCACAAAAAAGAUUGUGCGUAAGGUUGUGCGCAGAGGGAAGGGUUCAGGUGAGGAGGGGGUUCAGGAGGUGAGCGUGGAGGGUUCUCUGCAGGAGGCCAACGACCUGGAGGUUGACGCCGAGCAGUUCAUAAACUACGCCAUCCUGGGCCGGGACAGCAGCAAGCCCGAUUCUGUGGAUGUGAAGAAAGGUGCUCAGAUAGUGAAAUGUGCCAGUCUGCGGAGAGUUAAGCAAUGAGGCAGACCCCGCAGAGUUCUCCACAAGAUUCAACCCCUUCACCAAAUCCAUCGUACAUGGACACAUGACCAGCAGCAGCUGUCAGGAGGAAGAAGAACACACACAAAGAGGCAGACAGACAGGAAUGAAGGGGCGAGAGACACCGCUUGACAACCACGGUCGACUCUGCCGACUUAUCAGCACGCACCGGGAAAGAGAAGGACACAGAUUAACCUGUAGUUUUUAUUACCUUUUUUUUUUCUUUUUUUUUUAAAGAAACCGUUGGGGGAAAAAAAAAACAUCUAAUACUAGGCUAGAAGCAUGAUUUCAUAUAAAAAAGAAAAACCAAACACAAACAAAAAAAAAAAAAACUAGCAACCAAAACGUGCUUCCUGUUAUCUGUAUCAGCAUGAGUGACUGCUGCCGCAUGGCCUGUCUUUAACUACAAAUACUGAGGGAAUAAGAGGGGGGGGGGGGGGUGGAGGGGGGGGAUGGGGGGGUACACUGCUGUGUGGGACAGGCAUGCAAUAGGGGCUGUGGUCAGUCACACGCCCUGUUUUCUAAACAAAGCGGGGGGACGUCUAUCAGUCAAAAAAAAAAAGGAGACAUAAACACUGAGAGUUACAUCAUCUCUAGGCAACAGGUUUCCCUCCUCCUCCUCCUCCUCCUCCUCCUCCUCCUCCCCACGACAAACUCGUCCAGCUAAGAGCAUCGCAAACUCGUUUUAAAAACCUGUCAAAGUCCAGUGAAGCUACAAGUAUCACCAAGGAUAUCGGUGUUGUACAUAAUAUCGUAUGCACUAAAAAUGCUCGACGUGACUGUGUGUUGUUUUCUGUUCUAUGCGAUUCCACUGAUGCUGCUGUUUCAGGUACAUAAGAGUUCCCCUCCCUGUUUUUUCUUCCUUUUUUGGUUCGUUUUGGUCUGAGCCUAUAUAUUAUUAUUCUAUAUAUCUUGAGAUCUCUGUGGGUACAAGAACAUACAAAUGUUGUGUCGCUCUGCCUGUUUUUUAAAACGUCCGAUCUCUGUGCGUCAGGUCGUUUGUUUCUUUGUGCUUUUCAUGUGCUUCCACUUUUUUUAUUUUUUUGCGUUUGACAUGUUGAACUGUCGAGGGAGGACUUACUGUCUGUCGGUCGUCUACUGCACUGUGGGGUUUUUUUGAGCCUUGGGAGGCGGGUUUCUGCACCGAACCUGCCUCCCCCGACCUUCCCUCAGAGUAGUUUUGCCUUCAUGGUGACACAUGAGAUACAUGAGAGAAGGACCUACUCUACCAUCCCCCCACUCCUCUGCCUUUUCUCGUCCCCCGGCGUGCAGGCGUGGCGUUAAUCAGAUGUCUGUCUGAACAAAAAAAAAAUCCAAACACCUGUCUUCACUCUCAACCCCCCCCCCCCCUCGCCCCUCUCAGAGUAGAUGUAGCAGUCCUGGUCACCCCCCAGCAGGUGGCAGGAUCUCACCUUCAGCAGCUUCUGAUUGACCUCAUCGUGCAGUUUUAUGACCCCCCCCCCCCCCCCCAUAUGAGGUGCACUUAUACGACGCCAUCUCACCACCGCUAGAAGACGUCACUUGAAGCGGGGGGGGAAUGUAGCUAGUAACAAAAUGUAGCGCUGGUUUUGAUUGGGUGGAAAGAUGGAGGAUCGAGCCGGAGAGAGGAGAUGUGUGUGUGACGCCGUUGGGUCGAGGAACGUGUUGAGCGUUUGAUGUUUGUCUCCUUGGUAACGCCCUUAAGGAGGUGUAGCAAAGAAAGUCAGUCGCCAAUCACUGUGAAGAGAAACUGUAAUACUGACCCGCAACUGUGAGCCCGACCCCUUCCAGAAGCGAGAUUCACUCUUUGCUUUGUGUCCUUUGUUUUUUGUUUUCAUGUCUUUUAAAUGUUCCUCAGAAGAAGCAAUAACUGCUUACAAGUACACAAGGAAAGGAUGCUUUGUGUGAGUGUGUGAGAACGUUUCAAGGCUACUCCUGACUCCACUCCAAAUGAUGUCAGCACAUUAGUAAUCCCUCAUCUGAUCACUUUGUGAAAUAACAGUCUGAAGCUGUAAGAGUGGGCUGAGCUCCGUGUGACUUUAAACCAGCCACGCCGUCUGCAAAGUGCCCCGUCUGGUUCUGUUACUCAUCCAGGAAUGUAGGUGUGUUAAGUCGUAGUUUUUCAAUCUAAUUUAAAAUCAUAUGCACCUUGAAGAAAUCCAACUGUGUGUGUGUGUGUGUGUGUGUGUGUGUGUGUGUGUGUGUGUGUGUCCUGGAUAUGCAGACGUGUCAAGCUCGUCACAUGACAUGACGUCGAAAACGGACUCAGAUCACACAUCUGAAAUCUUAUUCACUUACUUUUUAAAGUUGAUUUACCUCAAUGCGUGUGCCACCAUCAUCGUCAUCAUCAUCAUCAUCAUCGUCAUCAUCAUCAUCAUCAUCAUCACCAUCACAUGACAUCAAGUGCAUACAUGCGUUUAUUUCAAACUUCAUGUACGACAUUGAAUGAUUUCUCAUAUGUAAGUCACACACACAAAAACGUUGCAAUAACCGCUCAUCAGUCAGUGUUUGUUCAGUCCGGCUCCGCAGCCAGAUGAUGAUGAAUGUACGUUUCCUGGUAUUCUCUUUAAGUCUUGUUAUGAAGUCGUCAUCUGUGUUGACCUCGUACUUUAGUAGAUGUUAGGAUAUUCACUUCGACUCAAUAUCUGCCGUGUUGAGCGUCGUCUUUCAUUACAAAUCAUGUGAGAGGAGACGUUUCCAGAGAGAAGUAUCCCUACCUACACCAGAUAUAUGAUUUCUAUUUUAUUCUAUUUUUUUAAUAACUACUAACAGUAGGAUGUCAAUAGAGAUUACACAGCAGUGUGAUGUUAUAUUACCCCGUGUGUUAGAGCAUACCGUGUGCUCACUUAGAGCUCAUGAUUAUCGUAUGCUUUGGGUAGAUUUUUGAAGCAGAGGCUGUUUAUAAAAAGUCCACUGCUGAUGUCAGGGUUGGAAGCGAAAGGGGGGGGGGAGGGGGGGUCUGAUGAAAAGACUCUGAUGGAUUAUUAUGAGAAGGCUUGGUGGCUCUGAUGGCUACUCUUUCAAGAUGACAAGCAUUUUCCCUCAACACAACCAAACCCCCCUUUAAUUUCUAACACCCCCCCCCCCCUUUUUACCAAAAAAUAAGAGUGAGCCGGUUCUAAGGCUUCCACGUGGUGACGGUUUGAGCGGCGGUUUUAAAGGAGGAGUCCGGCUAAGUGCACGCGAGAGGGAGAUGUGGUUUCAACCCCGAGGAAAAUUCAGCUUCUGCCCUGAGGGACGAGCGAGACGAUGCCAUGCACCAAGUUCAUGCAAAAAUAUUAACUGUUGCAAAAACUAGAGAACACAUGUAUAUUCCUUUAGAAUGGAUUGAAGACAUUAUUAACGCAAUAGCAUAUUACUCAAUACUAAGGAAUGCAACUGCGCACAUGCACAGAAAAUGUUUUUAACAUAAAAGGCUAUAUAUAUAUGAAAUAUAUAAAAAAAAUAUAUAUAUAUAUUUACUUAGAAUGCUAUGCACCCUUACUUGUCAACUGGGAUUCUAGUUAUGUUAUGGAUGUACUUUUAGCAUCAUAAAGCUGUAGCUACCAAGAGACUGUUGAGUUCUGGGUAAUGCCUGCGACCUGGGGAUAAAUAGGGGUCUUGUGGGUAUUUUAACCUUUUUUUUUGUUUGCUUUUUUUAUUGUUAUGGAGAGUCAAACAUGAAUUUAAAAAUAUAAAUGUAAAAGCCUUUUAAUCCAAUCGAAUCAGAAGGACAUCUAUUGACAAUAUUCUCUGUACACCAGCUCAACAUUUACAAAAUUAAUAAAGAAAUGAAAUGUC
Messenger RNA from Labrus mixtus (cuckoo wrasse), 10511 nucleotides. It is a transcript of the gene ank1a, whose product is annotated as ankyrin 1, erythrocytic a. NCBI's taxonomy places the organism in Eukaryota, Metazoa, Chordata, Actinopteri, Labriformes, Labridae. Gene Ontology annotation, molecular function: protein binding. Bases 621 to 6734 code for a protein of 2037 amino acids. The record is from RefSeq and is a predicted model, not a curated record. The transcript is spliced from 45 exons. Gene Ontology annotation, biological process: signal transduction.